GUUGUGUGACGCAGGGGUGGGGUUUUUAUUCCCCUCAAAGAAUGAACUUCUGUUGAGAAUUGUAUGAAUCCGCGCGAACUGUUUUCGCAGAUUGAUUCUGCGAUUAUUGAAUAUCCGAGUGCGCCAAGUCCUGCAGCUGUUCGAUAUUGAGGAUGUCCGAUGAGACUGCAGGAAACCCUGCGAAUAUGCCGGCCGGUCCGAGCGUUCUCCAUCCGAAGCCAUCCAGUAAAAGUGAUGGGGUAAAAACAAAACCAGGUUCUAAACGACGACCUGUGGAUCCCUUGAAGCCCAAACAGCCGCUCUCAGCGUACGUUUUCUAUUCCAAGGAUGCUUUCAAGCAGUUGAAAGGAAAAGGCACUGACCAUCAAUCCCGCGUCAAAUUUUUAUCUGACGGUUGGGCGGCACUUCCGAAAGAAGAAAGGCAGAAAUACGAAGAAAUGGCGGAGGUUGAAAGUGAACGAUACAAGAGAGAAAUGGCUGCUUAUCGUCAGAAGCAUCUUCAGAAAACGAAAGAACCCCGUCUUUCUGGCAAGACACAAGAAGCUCAAGUACCUGCUGCCGAAAAAAAAAUUAUCAAAAGUGUUCCCAUGGCUACCUCGAGAGAUGAGAGCGGUGAAUUAUGGUCGUUCCCUGCAUUUUCAGCGGAAUUCUUGGAGAACAAUAGGAAACUCGAAGAGCAGCAUCGUGUGUUGAAGGAGAAGAUCGUCUUGGUCAAGGAAGAAUCCGGGCAGUUAGAAGCAGAAGUGAGGCGGCUGAAUGGCGCCGUUUCGCUUUUGGAUGGAGAAACGAAGGAGCGAGAGGCCCUGACUGCGGCUUGUGAAGCCUACUCAAAGGCAAUCAAAAACUUGAUAGUGUCCGAGUUUUCCAGUUUGGUCAUUCCAGCGAGUGGUGGAUUACCGGCGAUACAACCGAAAGCGGACAAUGUGAUGGUAUACUGCAAGCGUUUGCGGGAAGCUUUCAAGAACGGGGUCUGUCCGCCGAAUUUCCACUCUUACAGAGAGCUUUUCCGUCAAACCAACUGGGAAAUCUUCUUUCCGGGUGUCGUCGGAAGACGAAUGGUGAGACAGUUUUCGUCAGCGAGCAACCACUACGAUGUCGUCAUUUGUGGCGGAGGAAUGGUCGGUCUCGCGGCGGCGUUGGCGUUCGCGCGGGAUCCCACAACCCGCGCCCAAAGGGUCGUAGUCAUUGAACAAGGAAAGCCUCCGAAAACUGACCCAGUUCCCAACGAAGCCCCAUACGGACUGCGUUCGGUAGCCUUGAACCCAUCCACUGUGCGAUUCCUGGAACGCAACGGAGCCUGGGAACACGUGCAUCGUUGGGGAACGAUCAGAAGUUUGCAAGUCUGGGAAUCUGUGAUUGCGGACUCGAGGAUCACUUUUGAGUCGGACGAAAUCGCGAGAGUUGUCGAAAACGACGAGUUGAUUCGAGUCAUGAAAAUUGCCCUGAAAGACGGCGACGUCGAGUUUCGCUACGGGGCUAAUUUGAAAGCUGUCGAAUUACCCCGGGAUUCUUCUUCAGUCGCGAAAUUGACUCUCGAAGGAGAUGAAAUCACGGCUUCGCUUGUCGUGGGUGCAGAUGGAGCAAAGUCCUUGGUGCGAAAGGCCAUGCCGAACUCCGCUCGUUCUUUGACUUGGGAAUACGACCAGCAAGCCGUGGUUGCCAAUGUGAACUUCAGUCUCGACUGCGUGGAGAACGAGAUUGGAUGGCAAAGGUUUCUCAAGACUGGACCGAUUGCGUAUCUGCCUCUGACGACUUCGAUGUCUAAUUUGAUAUGGUCUACCACGAGGAAUCACGCCAAGGAUUUGAUGAAGUUGUCAGAUGAGGACUUUUUGCUUGCUGUGAACGAUGCCUUUGUGUCGGCGAACGACGAUGCCAUGUCGCCCCUGGUGGACAGUGUCAUGAAAUUCGCCCGACAAGUCAGUGUUACCAAUCCACCAUCUGUAGCCCAAUUACCCCCUCGGGCUGUGUCAGUCAGCAAACGGGCUUCAUUUCCGAUAGCAGCUGCACAUGCCGUCAACUACGUGGCUCCUCGUGGGGUUUUGAUUGGCGAUGCAGCCCAUCGAGUUCAUCCCAUGGCCGGAAUGGGCGUCAAUUUGGGUUUCGGCGACGUGGACUGUUUGCAUCGGGUUGUUGGAGAUGCAUUGGGUCUGGGUGGAGAUAUCGGAACAACGGCAAGCUUGUAUCCGUACGAGUCGGAACGACAGCGGAAGAAUUUGACGAAGAUGUUGGGCAUUGAUGCCUUGUAUCGGCUGUACAGAGCUCAGUUCUUGCCAAUUGCGUUGGCGAGAGGGAUUGGAUUGACUUUGACAGAUUCUCUGGUGCCCGUAAAGUCGUGGAUUAUGGAUCAAGCGUCUCGUUAUUGAUUGCAAUUUUUUUUGUAUGCCCAAGUCGCCGGGAACCGAUUUUUAGACAAAUGGAACCGAGUUGUGAGAAGCGUGCAUA
Molecule: messenger RNA, 2442 nt
Organism: Notodromas monacha
Lineage: Eukaryota; Metazoa; Arthropoda; Ostracoda; Podocopida; Cyprididae
Source: the annotation of a GenBank genome assembly